AUGGAGCAAGUGCUGCUCGGCAAUAACACCGUUGGGUUCACGCCCCUCCCAGGCCUCCUCCCCAUUCCGCUGUCGUCCAGCCUCACAUGCAAAUCCAGCUCAAGCUUCAGCUCUAGUCCCAGCUCCUCGCAUCGCCAAUCAUUCUGCGUGUCGCCCGAAGGCUGGGGACCCCUGAGUGGCAAUGCUUUCUACCUGACACCAUGCUUCGUCGACGGUGCAAUUGGCAUCGUAUCGAUAUAUGGCAUUAUCUGCGGCCUCGGCGCCGUCACCUACCUCCUAAGGUGUGGCAUUGUCGGUAAAGCCCUGGUUGGAAAGUGGCAUUUUGCUGCAAAAUUGGUCACUGUUGCCGCAGUCUUCGGACUGACGGUCGCUCAAACGAUCAACGUGGCUCUUAGAGAGCCAGAGCAUUUCCUUCAGGAUGUGUCAUUUUGGUCACUCGUCGCAGUAUCGACAUCCCUGCUCGUCAUCCUCAGGGCGCAUUGGCUCGAAAACUUCUGCUCUUUGUGCGAAAACGCCGUUGUUUUGACAUACUGGCUUUUGUUUGUGCUCGUGUAUACCUUAAAAGCUGUCACGCUUGCUCUGGAUCCAGCAGUUGGCCCUCGCUCGUCAGAGUUCAUCUUCCAUUGCACAGCAUGGGCGCUUGGAGCAGUGGAGCUGUUUCUUGAGUUUGUUGUGGCUGAGCUACUGCUGAAACCGCGCUUUGAAGGUGAGAGUGGCAGGAGCCCUUUGGAAUUUGCAAACAUCUUCUCAGCUUUAAUGUUUACAUGGCUGUCGCCAUUCAUGACUUUUGGAUACUGCAACAUCAUCACAGUCAAGAACUUGCUUGCUCUCCACCCAGACGACACCUCGAACACGUGCUACCACAGACUUGAGGCCGCUUGGGUUCGGGAGGAGAAGAAUGGUAAAAAGCCAUCGAUUUGGAUCACUUUAGCCAGGUCGUACGGUGCCGAACUCGCCAUUUGUGGCAUCACAGAGUUUCUCAACAACAUAUUUUGGAUUUUUCAGCCGCUCGCUCUCCAACAUCUCAUCCAAUGGGUGGCUUCCAGAACCACGGGAGAUCCGCAGCCGUAUACCCAAGGCGCGUUUUGGGCUUUCGCAAUGUUUUUAGCGUCGUUCCUGAAGACAGUGGCUUUUCAAAAGAACAUGUCUCAAACGGUCACUGUCGCAACCCAUGUUGAGACAGCACUCAAGGUAAAGCUUUAUCUCAAGUCGAUCAAACUGUCUGGUCAAGCUCGCAGCACGAAGUCGACCGGCGAUAUCAUCAACGUCAUGAGUGUUGAUGUGGCAAAGGUAUCUGACAUGGUCUCAGAUGCCCAUUCGGUCUGGUCUCUGGCUUUGCAAAUAAUUUUGGCACUAGUUCUACUAUACCGUUUGCUUGGAUGGGCCAUGUUGGCCGGUGUUGCGCUUAUGAUUGUGCUAAGCCCUGUCCAGGGGCUCGUUGUCGUUUUCUACGAGCGAUUCCAGGUCAGAUACAUGAAAGCCAAGGACAACCGGAUGAGACUCAUGGGUGGAAUUAUUGAUAAUAUGAAAGCCAUCAAAUUGUAUGCUUGGGACUCCGUUUAUCAGGAAAAGUUGCGCUGUGUGCGCCACGACGAAGAACUGAAGGCAAUGCAAACUCAAUCAAUCCUGGCCGGCUCAUUCAACAUUCUCUACUCUAUGCCGCCCUAUCUGAUCGCCGCUCUCAGCUUUGGUAUCUACGUACUCAUCCAGUCGAAACCGCUCACAACCGACAUCGUGUUCGCUUCGCUUGCUGUCUUCAACAUGCUCAGAUCCCCUUUAUAUCGACUUCCAAAUCUAGUCUCAACCAUGACGGAAGGUGCCGUGUCAUUACACAGAUGCGUGGAAAUUUUCACAGCAGAAGAGCUCCAACCUGAUGCUGUCACCAUUGAAGCGAAACCUGCAUCCCUGUCAGGUGGACUGAUUAUAGUCAAGGAUGCCGCCUUCACACCUGGAAGCUCUGAAAGCAAAGAGCUCAUCAGCAUUCCGGACUUCUUAUGUCACCAAAACGAGUUUUGCUGUAUCAUCGGCUCAGUCGGGUCUGGCAAAUCCUCGUUCCUCAGCGGCAUUCUGGGACAGCUCCACAAAACAAAAGGAACUGUGAAGCUAAGCGGGACUGUCGCCUAUGUCCCCCAGACUUCAUGGAUCAUGAAUGGUUCGAUCAAGGAGAACAUCUUGUUUGGCUCUGCAUGGAAUUCUGUGUUAUACGAACAAACUCUUAACGCGUGCGCAUUGCGUCCAGACCUGAAGACACUACCCGAAGGCGAUGCGACCGAAGUUGGCGAACGCGGAGUUUCCCUCAGUGGGGGCCAGAAGGCCCGAAUAAGCCUGGCAAGAGCUGUGUAUUCUCAAGCUGACAUCUACAUCAUAGACGAUUGUCUGGCUGCUGUGGACGAGCAUGUUGGCAAGCACUUGAUUCAACAGGUGUUAGGUCCACACGGCAUUCUUCGCAAUCAAGCACGUAUCCUUGCAACAAACUCGACCCGUGUGCUUAGGAGUGCUGAUGCUAUCUACUACCUUCAGGAAGGACAAAUAGCCGAGCAAGGCACUUAUCAAAAACUGAUGUCCACCGAGAGCGAAACUUUCAAACUGGUCAACACGCACCUGAAGCAGCAAGAGUCCGAGCGAACAAGCAGUGGAACUGAAACUUCGCUCAUCACAAUUGAAGCUGAACGAUCUUCUCCCGCAACACCGUUGUCUGUGGACAAGAAGCACGACCUGGAUGUCGCUGAUAUCAAAGAGGGACUCGCAGAGGUACAAGCUGCGCAGGCCACCACUCCGGCCGCCGUGCCAGAAUUCAUCACAGAUGAAGUCCUCGACGAUGCAACGGAAGUCACGCCUCUGCUUGCUGACAACGGACAAAAGGAGACUGCUCCAGAAACGAACGUAGAAGACGGUUCCGGCCAGCUCGCCAAGGGGAAAUUAGAGACGUCAGAGAAAGGAAAGGUAAAGAUGGCUGUCUACAAGGCUUAUACAUCAGCUUGUGGUCAUUUCCAGCUCGCGGCGUGGGUGUGUUUCAUGAUUCUAUCCCAGGCAGGAGAUCUAAGCAGUGGCUUGUGGAUACGAGGCUGGACUGACAAGAAUGCCAAGUACGGUGGCAAUUACCAGCCAGGCCAGUUCAUUGCCAUUUACACAGCACUCGGGCUCGUGUCUGCUCUGUCCGGAGCUGCCACAUCGAUUGUUGUCAAUGCUUUCUGCCGAAUCAGUGCCUCCAAGAAACUGCACGACAACAUGGCAGCAGCCAUGUUCCGAGCACCUUUGAGCUUUUUUGAGACGACCCCAGCUGGACAGAUUCUCAACAGGUUUGGCAGCGACAUGUCAAGGAUUGAUGGCGAGAUGAUUGGGACAUUUACGCAAGCACUGAGCUGCCUGACGUCUAUUAUGUUCACGCUUGCAGUAGUGUGCUGGACAUCGCCCUUUUUCCUAAUCUUCGUUGGACCGCUGGCCUACAUCUGCGUCGUUCUUCAACAAUACUACGUGCGAACAUCUCGCGAGCUCUCUCGUAUGGACAGUUCCACUAAAUCCCCCAUCUACUCCCACUUCCAAGAAUCUCUAGAUGGCGUAAACACCAUCCUCGCCUAUCGUAAACAAGACAUUUUUGAAAGGGAAACCAAGACUCGUAUCGAUAAUAACCUCCAGGCAUAUUUCCUCUUUUUCUACUCCAACCGAUGGAUCACACUUCGCGUCGAAUUUCUCGGCAGCGUCAUCGUCGGAGGCGUCGCUGCCUUCGCCGUUGCUGCCAUGGCUACAGGCCACCCAGUCGACCCUGGCGCUGUCGGGCUUGCGCUCUCCUAUGCACUUGAGAUCACCACCGCUCUCAUGUACACAGUCAAAACCUCUUCUCAGAUUGAAAACAGCCUCGUCGCUGUCGAACGCAUCCUUGAAUACACAGCGAUCCCCCCCGAGGCGCCUCUAGAAAGCAGUCCCUCUACUGCUCCACUGCCCUCUUGGCCCACGGCUGGCGCUAUCGAAUUCCAGCACUACUCGACGCGAUACCGUCCCGGUCUUCCGUUUGUCCUGGAAGACCUCAAUCUGUCCAUCCCAGCAGGUGCUCGCGUCGGUAUCGUCGGCCGUACCGGCGCAGGAAAAUCAACUCUCGCUCUUGCGCUCUUCCGCAUCAUCGAGCCUGCCGAGGGCGCCAUCGCCAUUGACAACGUCGACACGACCUGUAUUGGCCUGAACGACCUUCGUCCCAGACUGAGCAUCAUCCUUCAGGACCCGGCCAUCUUCGCAGGUACUGUGCGAGAUAACCUCGAUCCAGCCUCUGUGCAUACAGAUGAAGAGCUGUGGUCUGCUCUUGCGCAAGCACAGCUGAAAGCCCAUGUCGAAAGCAUGGAAGGCGGGAUCCACGCCACGCUGCACGAACGCGGCUCAAAUCUCAGUCAGGGCCAACGUCAACUCAUCAGUCUGGCGCGCGCUUUACUUACUUCUGCCCGUGUGCUGGUGCUGGAUGAAGCCACUUCGGCUGUCGACCAUCGUACUGAUGCUAUUGUGCAGGAAACGCUGCGUGGGAAAAAAUUUCAGAACAAGACGAUCUUGACGGUUGCGCAUAGAAUUAACACGAUUGUGGAUGCUGAUUACAUCGUCGUGCUGGAACAGGGCCGAGCACUGGAAUUUGACACACCACAGGCGUUGGUGGAGAAGGGUGGCUUGUUUAGAGAUUUGGUUGUUGAGGCCGGACUCUUGGGACGUUUUACAGCAGGCUGA
Messenger RNA from Akanthomyces muscarius, 4704 nucleotides. RefSeq lists its product as uncharacterized. The record is from RefSeq and is a predicted model, not a curated record. Lineage: Eukaryota; Fungi; Ascomycota; Sordariomycetes; Hypocreales; Cordycipitaceae. Bases 1 to 4704 code for a protein of 1567 amino acids. The transcript has 6 exons. Gene Ontology annotation, cellular component: membrane. Gene Ontology annotation, molecular function: ATP binding; ATP hydrolysis activity; ABC-type transporter activity. Gene Ontology annotation, biological process: transmembrane transport.